Molecule: messenger RNA, 7278 nt
Organism: Petromyzon marinus (sea lamprey)
Lineage: Eukaryota; Metazoa; Chordata; Hyperoartia; Petromyzontiformes; Petromyzontidae
Source: RefSeq, a predicted model, not a curated record
UCGCGAGUGACACGCCGGAGCCCCCGAGUGGUACCAGAUCGGAGGUUUUUUGCCUCCACGGUUACUGAGGCGAUACGAUAACAUUUGUGUAUGUUUAUACAUAUUAUUGCGAGGGUAGCUUCAGCCUUAAUUCGCCAAGCCUGUACGCACGCCCAAAAUGUUUCUGCCGAGCUGCUGAUGGGACUUACAAAAAAAACAUUUUUCCGACGUUUUUUUAUACGAGUGAAAAAAAAUGUGUUUUUGUUAGCAAUAAAUUCGUUCGAGAGAAUUAAAAAAAAACAAUAACGCCGUUCUAAGUUGUUAUUGUACUUGAGGCCAGAGGUUUUUUUUACCUUCAGCUCUGGCAUCGGCCGCAGCUUUACCGUGUGGCCGAGGUUUUCGACGGAGGAGGAGCAGGAGCAGCAGCAGCAACAACAACAACAGCAGCUUCGUCUUGGCCCUCCAUCUUCCCGGGGGUCGAUAACAAUGGCGUGUAAGGUGGCCGCCCCAUUGCUGGAGCCGAGCGGUGACUUCCCGGCGUGGCUGGAGGCACAGGGCGUGAACCAAGAGGUGGCCCAGGCCAUGGACUCGGAGCUGGGCAUCCGGGACUACGGGGUCCUGCGCGCCUGCGUCGGGGACGGCCUCGUGCGGGCCGAGCUGCUGUCCACGGCGCGCGACCGCCUGCCCUUCGGCUUCUACGCCGUGCUGCGGCAGGUGGUGAAGGCCCUGCAGGGUGCCGAGCACCACGACGUUGGGACGCCGCGCUGGGACGCCGCCACCUCUCCCGGCGACGUCACGCUGGGAGGCCUGGUGGACGUGCUGCUGGCUCUGUUCAGCGGUUUGAGCCGAGAGCUGCUGGUGUCUAUGCAGAGGCUCGCCGAGUGGGAUGGAGUUAAAAAUCUUACAACUUCAUCGGCAGCAGUUUCUGAGAGUCUUGAAGAUGAAACAACUGAAAUGAAUCAUAGUGUGCAAAAUGACAAAGCGGAAGGAAGUUCAACUCCAUUAAAAAAUGAUGCCAAAUCCAGCUUGACAUUGAACCGAAUCAAAAACGAGUCCUUUGAAGGUGAACGUAAUUUGAGCGGCCACUCUGAACUCGUCAUCCAAAAUGUGACUUCAUUGUCACCUUCGAGCAAAAGCCGUGCAACCACAUCUCGUGCUGGGACCUGUCGGGAGUCACAGCAGGCGGCAGGUGAAAUGGAUGAUGACGAAACAGCUGGUACCUCUGGAGCCAAGAGGACAUCCCAGCCGUUGACUGAGCAAUGCUUUUUUUUUACGGGCGACACUGCUAAGAAGAGUGUCUCCGUAUACCAAAGCGAGAAGCGCUCCAUCUUCAGCGAGGGAGAGUCACGUGAUUUUAAACUCAAGAAACCCGAUGCCUUAAAAAUGUCUCAGCCAGAAUGUACCGGAGAGAAGUCGCCGCUCAGCUGCGAGGUGUGCGGGCGUGUGUUCUCAAAGUCAAGCAGCUUAAAGGUCCACCUGCGCACGCACACGGGCGAGAAGCCGCACCGCUGUGACGUGUGCGGGCGCGGGUUUUCACGGGCCAGCUGUCUGAAGAUCCACCAGCACAUGCACACGGGCGAGAAGCCUUUCCGAUGCGAGGUCUGUGGCCGUGGUUUCUCUCGCUCCAGUGACCUGAAGAUGCACCUGUACACGCACACUGGGGAGAAGCCGUACAGCUGCGAGGUGUGCGGCCACGGCUUCCUGCAGCCCAAUGUCCUGAAGAUCCACCUGCGCACGCACACGGGCGAGAAGCCGUACAGCUGCGAGGUGUGCGGCCACGGCUUCUCGCGGCUCAACGUCCUGAAGAUCCACCAGCGCACGCACACGGGCGAGAAGCCGUACAGCUGCAAGAUCUGCGGGCGUGGGUUCUCGCAUCCGAACUACCUGAAGAAGCACUUGCCGAUGCACACGGGCGAGAAGCCGCACAACUGCGAGGUGUGUGGCCGCGGGUUCUCGCACCUAAACUACCUGAAAAAGCACCUGCGAACGCACACGGGCGAGAAGCCAUACUGCUGUAAGGUGUGCGGGCGAAGCUUUUUGCAUCCCAGCUACCUAAAGAGCCACCUCCGGAUGCACACGGGCGAGAAGCCGUACAGCUGCACAAUCUGCGGACAGCGCUUCUCGCAAAGCUAUCACAUGAAGUCUCACGAGCAAACGCAGCAUGGCAUGGAUAAAUCGCAGCAAGAGAUGGAUUGGAUGGCGUGUGCAGUGGCCACUCCGGUGCUGGAGCCGAGCGGGGACUUCCCGGCGUGGCUGGAGGCGCAGGGCGUGAACGCGGAGGUGGCCCAGGCCAUGGACUCUGAGCUGGGCAUCCGGGACUACGGGGUACUGCGCGCCUGCGUCAGGGAUGGCCUCGUGCGGGCCGAGCUGCUGUCCACGGCGCGCGACCGCCUGCCCUUCGGCUUCUACGCCGUGCUGCGGCAGGUGGUGAAGGCCCUGCAGGGCGCCGAGCCCCACGACGCCGGGACGCCGUGCUGGGAUGCCGCCGCCGCUGCUGCCACCGAUUCCACCUUCUCCCCCGGCGACGUGACGCUGAGAGGCCUGGUGGACGUGCUGCUCGCGCUUUUCAACGGCUUGAGCCGGGAAUUACAAAUGUUCCUGAAGUCCAGCUACCUGAAGGUCCACUCGCGAACGCACACGGGUGAGAAGCCCUACUGCUGCCAGUUUUGCGGGCACAGAUUUUCACGGUACGGAGUGCUGAAGAGCCACCUUCUGACGCACACCGGUGAGAAGCCGUACACCUGCAAGGUGUGCGGCCGCAAGUUCACGCAGCGCUCCAACAUGAGGAUGGCGUGCGCAGUGGCCACCCCGGUGCCGGAGCCUAGCGGGGACUUCCCGGCGUGGCUGGAGGCGCAGGGCGUGAACGCGGAGGUGGCCCGGGCCAUGGACUCUGAGCUGGGCAUCCGAGACUACGGGGUCCUGCGCGCCUGCGUCGGGGACGGCCUCGUGCGGGCCGAGCUGCUGGCCGCGGCGCGCGACCGCCUGCCCUUCGGCUUCUACGCCGUGCUGCGGCAGGUGGUGAAGGCCCUGCGGGGCGCCGAGCACCACGACGCUGGGAUUCCGCGCUGGGACGCCGCCGCUUCCUUUCCCGGCGACGUGACCCUGGGAGGCCUGGUGGAGGUGCUGCUCGCGCUGUUCAGCGGCUUGAGCCGGGAGCUGCUGCUGUCCGUGCAGAGGCUGGAUGAAAUGGACAAUCCCAAAUAUCAACAGCAACUUGCAUUUUCUCAGAGGGAGACAAUUGUGAACGCUGUCUCAACGAACAACAGUGCGAUGUCUUCCGUCCUCGAGGAUGAGACGUUCAAGUUUAAUCUCAAAGCGACUCAGCCAGAGGUUGCAGCUGAAAAGCGUCACCGGUGCGAACUGUGCGGCAAGACCUACUCGCUGGCGUUCAACUUGAAGCGCCACACGUACGUACACACGGGCGCGUGGCCCUGCCGCUGCAAGGUGUGCGGGCACGGCGUGUUGCGCGCCAGCGACCUAAAGGAGCACAUGCGCGUGCACACGGGCGAGCGGCCUUUCUGCUGCAACGCGUGCGGGCAGUGCUUCACGCGAGCCUGGCACCUGAGGUCUCACGAGCGCACGCACACAGGCGAGAAGCCGCACCGCUGUGGCUUGUGCGGCAAGGAGUUCACGCGAUCCAACGGGCUGCGGUUGCACCAACGCAAGCAUGCGGGCGACAAGAACAACAGCUCCAGGAAGGUCUUUGAGGACAAGGUCUCCUUCUUCAGGUUCCCGUACACGGACCCAGGCCUCUUGAGGCGCUGGUGCCUCAACAUCGGCCGAAAGAACUGGUGGCCGAGCCGCUUCUCCCGCCUGUGCUCCGACCACUUCACGCCGGACUGCUUUGAGGCCAAGUUCUACGACGACAGGAUCCGAGCCAUCGACGAGAAGGACCCCGUCAAGCAUCUGAGCUCCAAGACGCUCAAGAGGGGCUCCGUGCCCACGCUCUUCCUGAAAGCCCAUGCCCGAGCUAUGGACCGCAGACACCAAGGGAGACCCUUGCGCGAGUGUGAGCCCUCAAAGGUGAACGGUGCCGAUUUUGCGGCGUGGCUGGAGGCGCAGGGCGUGAACGCGGAGGUGGCCCGGGCCAUGGACUCGGAGCUGGGCAUCCGGGACUAUGGGGUCCUGCGCGCCUGCGUCAGGGACGGCCUCGUGCGGGCCGAGCUGCUGUCCACGGCGCGCGACCGCCUGCCCUUCGGCUUCUACGCCGUGCUGCGGCAGGUGGUGAAGGCCCUGCAGGGCGCUGAGCACCACGAUGCUGGGACGCCGCGCUGGGGCGACGACGCCACUGCUGUCUCCUCUGGCGACGUGACGCUGGGAGGACUGGUGGACGUGCUGCUUGCGCUGUUCAGCAGCUUGAGCCGAGAUCUGCUGUUGUGUGCACAGAAGCUAAGAGCCAUGGAUGAUCAACAAGAUCCAGCAGAUUCUCCUUCAUCUAGUCCGUCGCCGAGUUUUCCAAUGCUGUUCUACUUCCUCAACCAUCAGAACGUGAGCCGGCAGAGCACACUUCAAGCGAGCCUCUCGCCAUUGACGCAGCAGCAACGCUUGUUUGCGUUGAGUGACCCAAUCAGGAGAUCGGUCUCGGCAAACCACAGCCAGAAGCCUUUUGCCGAUGAGAGCGAGACGUACGGGUUUCAACUUGAGAAAUCUGAUCUAGAGAGGCCCCGGCUAGAGAGCACUGGAGAAAAGCCGUACCGCUGUGAGGUGUGCGGGCAGACUUACUCGCAGAUUUGUGGCCUGAAGCGCCAUCUGCGCAUGCACACGGGCGAGAAACUCCACCGCUGCGAGGUGUGCGGGCGCGGAUUCCCGCAGUCAAGCAGCCUGAAGGUCCACCUGCGCACGCACACGGGCGAGAAGCCGUUCCACUGCGACGUGUGCGGAAUGCGCUUCUCACAGAAAAGUCACGUGAAGACCCACCAGCGCAAGCACAUGGGGGACACGGUUAUUCAGUUUCCACAAUUUCUCUGCACGUCCCACCAGGAUAUGGCGUGCGCGGUGGGCUCCCCACUGCCGGAGCCGAGCGGGGACUUCCCGGCGUGGCUGGAGACGCAGGGCGUGAACCAGGAGGUGGCCCGGGCCAUGGACUCUGAGCUGGGCAUCCGGGACUACGGGGUCCUGCGCGCCUGCGUCGGGGACGGCCUCGUGCGGGCCGAGCUGCUGGCCACGGCGCGCGACCGCCUGCCCUUCGGCUUCUACGCCGUGCUGCGGCAGGUGGUGAAGGCCCUGCAGGGCGCCGAGCACCACGAUGGUUCUGGGACGCCGCGCUGGGACGCCGCCGCCGCCUCCCCCGGCGACGUGACCCUGGGAGGCCUGGUGGACGUGCUGCUCGCGCUGUUCAGCGGCUUGAGCCGGGAGCUGCUGCUGUCCGUGCAGAGGCUGGGCGACGUUAAUAAUUGGCAGUCUGUCGUUGCAGCUCCUUUAUCAACAGCUGCUGUCACAUCCGAAGAUGUGGAAGUGAAAAUGGAUCAUGCGGAAUAUGUAACAUCAGAAGACAUCUCAACUCACAGCUUGGAUGACAACGCAAACAGCCUCACAGAAGACCAAAUUAAAAUGGAACCCUCCGAAGGUGAACAACAUCUCUGCGUCGGUCUCCCUCAACUCGUCAUCCAGAACGUGACCUCAAUCUCCAAUUCAGGAGGAGACCUCACGUGCGCGGCAAAUGAUGGACCCUACACGCCGCAGCAGACAGCAGCUGAAACACACAGUGAAGAAGUUGCUGCUUCUGUUGACGGGGUUGACGAGGAAACGUCUCGAUCACUUGCGCAGAGAGACACGACCAGGAGGAGGAUGUCGGCAAUCUACAGUCGGAUGCUCUCUGUCGACGAGGAAGAGUCCAACAAGCUUGAAAUAAACAACCCCAGUCCCGUAGUGUUACCUUUGCCAAAAUGCGCCGGAAAUAAGACACACCGGUGUGAGCUGUGCGGGAAGAGCUACUCAAAACCCUACGGCUUGAAGCAGCACAUGCGAAUUCACACGGGCGAGAAGUUGCAUCGCUGCGAGGUUUGCAGGCACCCCUUCCUGCAAUUGAGCAGCCUGAAGAUCCACCUACGCGGUCACACGGGCGAGAAGCCCUACAGCUGCGACUUUUGUGGGAAGUGCUUCGCCUCAAAUGCCCAGGUGACGACGCACCAGCGAACGCACACGGGCGUGAAACCGUACUGCUGCACGGUGUGUGGCUACGCCUUCAAGCACCUCGCCUCCCUGGUGAUCCACUUUCGCACGCACACGGGUGAAAAGCCGUACAGCUGCAGGGUGUGUGGGAAGGGCUUUGCCAAGAGCAGCGCCAUGAAGAUCCACGUGCGCACGCACACAGGCGAGAAGCCGUACAGCUGCACGGUGUGCGGAAAGCACUUCUCGAAGAACAGCUCUCUUAAAAACCACCGGUGGAAGCAUAGCGAUGACAAUAAAUGACUCGUGUGCGAUGGCUUUUAAAGGCAGAAUCAGAAUAUGCAUUUAUAUUGGAGGAAUCCGAUGAGCUAUGAAGCUCUUUUCACAGAUGUCCAGUAGGGGGCGGGUAAGAAUGUUAUAACAACAAACAAUACAAAUACAUAGUAGUGCAAAGUACAAGAAAGGUAAAUAAAUCACCCAAACACAUACAAAUACAGUACAACGAAGCCAUCUCCAUCCUACCAGACGAAGCCCACUGAGGUAUUAACUUCAUUUUAAGAAGCGACCUAGCCACAAAUGAUAAUCAACAUCGCUUCACCCUUUUUUAUAUGGCAUUCAAACACUAAGCAGGCAUCAGGUACGUCGUGGUUACGCAGCCAGGAAAUUGUGCUGAAAAACGCAAACAAUAUCGCUUUGAUAAUAUAUACGUUGCCAUUGAAACUAAUUGGUCUGUUUCGAUUUAAAGCUUUCGUGACUGCAACGAUUCAUCUUCUUUGGUUCUUUCGGUAAAGUCACGUAUUAUUUUAUUAUCAUUCUACGUGACUUUACCGAAAGAACCAAAGAAGAUAAUUGGUCUGUUGUCUCAAAAGCACUUGUUUGUAUGUAUGUUGAACUUCUUUCGCACCGUACGUAGUCAACCGUGCUAAUCUUGCGGCGCGGGGAAGGAAAACAAACGAAACACAAAUCAGUUUCUAAACAAAUGAGUUUUCAAUCGAGAUCAUUUGAAAGUACAUAGCUACAGUGGCUUCCUAAUAUUAUUUUUAAAAAACAUGUUUUUUACAUUAAGCUGCUGGAGGAAGGGCAAGGGAAAUCUUCAGCCAAGCAUGCUUUGGAUUUACUGGUAGGAACCUCCUGGUUACACCAGCAGCUCACAGGGGAUUAUUGUGUCCGUCCGUUCGUCGUGCAUCCAAA